This is a messenger RNA of Crotalus tigris (Tiger rattlesnake), 3357 nucleotides long. Its product is annotated as solute carrier family 52, riboflavin transporter, member 2-like. Bases 1692 to 3026 code for a protein of 444 amino acids. Gene Ontology annotation, cellular component: plasma membrane. The transcript has 6 exons. Gene Ontology annotation, biological process: riboflavin transport. NCBI's taxonomy places the organism in Eukaryota, Metazoa, Chordata, Lepidosauria, Squamata, Viperidae. Gene Ontology annotation, molecular function: riboflavin transmembrane transporter activity. The record is from RefSeq and is a predicted model, not a curated record.
GGGCGCAGCGGCGGCGGCGGCGGCAGGCAGCGGGGCAGGCGGGCUCCCCCGGGGAGGGGGCCAGGAGAGCGCCUUCGGCUGGGCGCGGGGCUGCGGCGUCGGGGCGACCCCGCCCGGCAGCCGGAGAAGAGGCGAUGCUGAGCCCGGGCAUCGCGCUCAGCCCAAGGCGGGGCGGUGGGAAGGGCCGCCUGGGGGCCGAGGAGCGCGGAUCGCUGCCCACCCGGAACCCCCUUUGGCCUCCCGGCUCUCCGCGAAGGAGCCGCCGGCGCUGCACGGGGGUCGCCGGCUCCCGCUUUGCCCUGCUCCCGGGCGCGGCAGGUAAGCGGGGAGAAGGACAUUGCAGACCCCCCCCCGUCCCUCUGCUCCCCCCGAAGAAAGGGAAGCGGUCGGAUGGGUCCGGCUACGGAGGAGAGGCUGCCCCCCCCCACCCCGCAGGUGGGCUGCGCGCCCCUUCUCACUUGCCGGCAGCGGAGCAACGGGGGGGGGCGUCGGAGGGGAUUCCCGGAGGCCUCCCAAAUCGCCCCGGUGGGGGGGGGCGUCUCUCCUGACAACGGCCGGUCAAGGUGGGGGCAGGAAAGGCGCCUUGUAUAGAUAGCCCCCCCCCGUCCUGGGAAACAGCGGAGAGGAGGGCGGGGCUGCGCCGGAUUCCUUGGCUGCGAAAGAGCGGACUGAGACGGAUCCGAGUCCAGUCUGGGCGCCUUCCGUGGAAUUUGGACUGGCGACAGGCAGCGGCCUUAAGCGGAGGAGAUAAGGAUGGGGUCGGAAAAAUACAGGCGGCCCUAGGUCAGAGCGAGCAGAUUUGUUCAUUUAUUUAAUUAGUUCGUACACCUCCCAUUUGGUAAAGAUGAAAUGCAGGUAAAAGGGGCCCCUAUAUAGAAGCUUAAAACAAGGCCUAGUCAAUAUAAUGGAGGUAACAAGCGAUACUACAGUGUAUCUGCAGAGUGUGGAAAAGUCACUUCCCCUUUGCUCAAAAAACAGAAUCCUGCAAUCUCAGGACUUGCUUAAUAUCCAGAUGCCUCCACAAGCUUCACCCUUGUGACCCUGAGGCCCUAAUUUCUGAAUCCGCUCAUUAGCCGGCCAGUGUCAUUGGAGGGAAGACGGGAAUUGAGAAAAUGUGUUCCCCCUUCCUGAUCUAAGCCCACCAGGGCCACCCAAGCAGUGGUCUCCACAGGAUGUGUGUGUGUGUGUCUUCCUUCAGGCUCAGAAGCUAAGCAGGGCCCAGCCUGGUUUGUGCUUGGAAGAGCAAUCACCAGUUCCAAAGCCAGACAGGCAUGGAAAUUGCUUCGGAAUGGUUGCCGAGAAAAUUUCAUGGAGCCAUCCCUGAUAUUGCUGAACCUACAUAAAGGAGGGUUAACUUUUUUUUUUAAAAAAAAAAAAUCACCCGAUGAACAUCCUCAGCUGACUUUCGAACGCCCAGAGCGAGCAGUGAGAAGGUCGCUCGUUGGGCUCUCCGUAACCAGGGCUUUUUUUCUCAUAGAAUGCCCAGAACGGAGUUCCGGCACCUCUUUUGGAUGGAACCUUGUAGGAUAGGCAAGGCGGGUUGUAUGACGUGUCUGUCUGGGCAAGCCCGUGCCAGUUUCCUGCCUGGAAUGCCAACCGUUCAUGCCAGUUUCCCGCCUGGAAUGCCAACCGUUCAGGAAGCUGCUGACUGACUCCAGAAAGAGGAACAGCCUUCAGACCGGGCCGCCAAGAUGUCGUCGACCUCCCUCCGCAGCCCGGCUCUCCUUCCCCACGUGCUGGUGGCCCUCUUUGGGAUGGGCUCCUGGGUCUCCGUGAACUCCCUCUGGGUGGAGCUUCCGGUGGUGGUGAAGAAGCUGCCAGAAGGCUGGAACCUUCCCGCCUACCUCUCUGUCCUCAUCGCCCUGGGGAACAUCGGCCCGGUGAGCGUGACCCUGGUCCACCACUUUGCCCCCAAGAGGCUGAAGGAGCAGUGGCUAAUCCACGCCAUCCAGGCCUUGGCCACGGCCACGGCGCUCUUCCUUGCCCUCUUGUGGGACCGCACCGCCGUGGUGGCCGGGGAGCCCCGCAGCGUGGCCUUCUUGGCGCUGACGUUCCUGCUGGCCCUGGCCUGCUGCACCUCCAACGUCUCCUUCCUGCCCUUCAUGUACCAGUUCCCCCCGCUCUUCAUCCGCACCUUCUUUGUCGGCCAGGGGCUGAGCGCCCUCCUGCCCUGCGUGCUGGCUCUGGGGCAGGGCGUGGGGCAGCUGGAGUGCCUCAACGACACCCGGCAGAAUGCCUCGCGGUCACGCUACCUGGAGGAGAACUUCUCCGCCAGCACCUACUUUGGGCUGCUGGUGGCCCUGCUGGCGGCCUCUGCCCUCGCCUUCCUGGCCCUGGUCCUCUGGCACGGCCGCCAGGGCACCCCGGAACAGAGGAGCCCUCCCGAGGAGCGGACAGACCCGGAGGAGGCCUACCCCUUGCGUGACAACAGCGACCCCGCUUUGCACGAUGGCGCUGCCGAGGUCUCCCCUGGCAGGGACUCUGCCUCCCCCCAGACCUUCUGGACAGGGAGGAACAUCUACCUGCUGGUGCUCCUGGGGGUCUCCAAUGCCCUGACCAACGGGGUGCUGCCUUCGGUGCAGACCUACUCCUGCCUGCCCUACGGCAACACCGCCUACCAUCUCUCGGUGGUCUUCAGCAACAUUGCCAACCCCGUAGCCUGCUUCAUCGCCAUGUUCCUCCUGUGUCGGUCAUCCCUGGCCCUGAGCGCCAUCUCGGCUGCCGGAUGCGUCUUUGGGAUCUACCUGAUGGUGCUGGCGGCCCUCAGCCCCUGCCCCCCACUGUAUGACAGCCACGUGGGGGUCGCUCUUGUGGUGCUGGCCUGGAUCUUAUUCUCCGGCCUUUUCUCCUACCUAAAGGUGGUCAUCGGCAGCCUGCUGCACGAGGCCGGCCACACAGCCCUCCUCUGGUGCGGGGCUGUUAUCCAGGCGGGCUCGCUGCUGGGGGCCUUGGCCAUGUUCCCCCCGACCAGCGUCUACCGCCUCUUCCAGCGCGGACAGGACUGCGUGGACAACUGCAGGGCGUGAGUGGUGGCCGGGGCCAGGCAGAGACCCCCCGGGGGUGGUGAAGACCCUGCAGCUCUCUGCCUCCAAGGACUGUUUGCCAUGGUGCCUGGGCAGAGGGGCCCGCUCGGCAUCCGUCCCGGGGUGGCGCUCCUGGGGAAGUGGAUGCUCUGCCCUCUGUGCAGCUGGGGGGGGGAGUGGGCUUUCCUCUGCGACUCUCCUUUUUGGAUCAGGCGUCUCAGGUGAUCCAGGGUUUUUCUGGGCAUCUGGACCCUUCUGUGGCUCUUGGAUGGAGCUACCUCAUCCCAGUGGCAACGUUGGCUCUUUUAUGACUCGUGGACUUCAACUCCCAGAA